AUGAGACGGUUUCUAACCGUUUUUUUGAAGGAAGCAGGAAUAAGAAGAAGUCUUGUCUUACCGUGGAAUUCAUCGCUUCCACCGAAAGAAGAUUCUCGUUGGGAAGGUGUGGGUAAGUCAGUUAUUAAUCAAGCAUUGUCUUCGGAUACUGGACGAUUUGCAUUUGAAGAAUGUGGUAUUGCACGGCAACAAUUAGAAAUAUUAAUUCAGUCUGCAGGAUAUGAUGCUAAUGUGUAUGUAUUUGGAGGUUUGGUGGUUUUGGGAUUAUUAGAAGUUGGAGGAGAUGUGGAUUUUGUAGGGGUUGCAGAUGUUGAACCUGGAUUUGAAGAAGCUGGAGAAAUUGUUUCGCGUUUAUCAAGAGAAAUGCGACGACUUGGUAUGAAAAGUAAUGCUUUACCAAGGGCUCGAGUUCCUGUUAUAAAGGUUGAUCGAGUCAGUAAAUCUCUUCCUGGUACUCCACUUCAUCAUUUGGCAGCAUGUGGAUUGUUUCAAUUUACACGGCAAUUAAAUAAUGAUGAAACAGUUGCUUUCAGUAAAAGGAUGCAAGAGAAUUAUGGAGCUACCAGUGUUGAUUGGAAUAAUACUCAACAAUUUGCAACAAUUGAAUUUAAUAGUACUUCUGAUCUUAUUGUUGCAUUAACACAAGUAAAACGUCAUGAAGGAGUUGAUAUUCCUCUUCGUUUACCUGUUGAUUCACGUAAUGGACCAGAACUUUAUAGGUUACCUUUUGAUUUUUGUUUUUCUUCUAUUGGUUUAAGAAAUUCAUAUUUAUUACGUGAUGCUCUUUCACAUUAUGAAUUUUCUAGACAUCUUUUGCUUUUGUUAAAAAAAUGGGGUCGUUCAAGUGGGGUUAUAAACUCGAUUGAUGGACUUUUGGCAAGUUAUGCAAUAACUGUUAUGUGUGUCCAUUUUUUAAUAAAGGUGGGUAUUCUACCUAGAGUAUCGACACUACGCUCAGCAGAUGAGCCUCAACUUCUUCCAUUUUUUCCAGAAUAUCGUGCCCUUCAUGAUGGUAAAGGUUGUGAUAUUGCAGAACUUGGAUUUUUAACAGCAGCUUUUUUUGAAUAUUAUGGUCACAUUUUCGAUUAUGAAAAAAAUGUUGUAUGUACAACUAAUAUGAACCUUCUAAAGAAAACGAUGCGUUGGGAAAAGUCUCCUGGAUUAGAGAGUGGUCGUCCUCCUUUUUUUGAAUUUGCUAUCAAAGAUCCUUAUGGUCUUGAUAAUAUUGGAAGAAAUCUUGAUCGAGAGUCUACAUAUUACGUUAAAGAAGCUCAUGUUGCCGCUUUAAAAACCUUACUUGAGGAACGUAACGAUCCUGAGUUUAUUAUCAAUACUAUUACACAAUCUCCUCCACGACCACAGAGGAGACAUCGUACAUUAGCUUCAAGAGGUAUAGCUUCUACAACUUUCCCUUCUGACCAACUGGAGGCCCGUCAUAUGCUUAAGAAAAUGGAGUUUCAUGAACGCCGAAAAUCAAUGGAAAGGUUUGGUCAACGAACUGCAAAACGUACAGAACAACAACGUGUUGUAUCAACUGUAACUAAAGAUGUCCUUGGAUGGAUACGUAGCGAUGAAAAUUAG
Molecule: messenger RNA, 1581 nt
Organism: Trypanosoma theileri
Lineage: Eukaryota; Euglenozoa; Kinetoplastea; Trypanosomatida; Trypanosomatidae
Product: RNA polymerase I
Exons: 1
Coding region: 1-1581 (526 amino acids)
Biological process (GO): RNA 3'-end processing
Molecular function (GO): nucleotidyltransferase activity
Source: RefSeq, a predicted model, not a curated record